This is a messenger RNA of Malus domestica (apple), 910 nucleotides long. RefSeq lists its product as uncharacterized. The record is from RefSeq and is a predicted model, not a curated record. Lineage: Eukaryota; Viridiplantae; Streptophyta; Magnoliopsida; Rosales; Rosaceae.
UUUAACUGAAUAGAGGUUUUGAAUUUUGAUCUUUCACGUGCCUCUCCCUUUCCUCACUGUCCUUUAUUUUCCGAUUCUAUUUGCUCUCUCUGUAUCUAUCUAUCUAUCUAUCUAUCUUGCUUUCCUUCUGUUUUGUUUCGCAGCAAAACGAAAAUAAUAAUCAUCUUCCUGCGGUUUUUAACUUUCUUUUUUUGUUAAGCUUCGUUUGACGGUGCUACUUUUCAAUAUUUAUAUACACCCCCCACUUAUACAUAUAUCACCCUAUAUAUACACCUUGACUCUGCUAAUAAAUAAAACAGAGAGCGAGAGAGGUUUAGGUUUCUUAUAGGGAGAGAGAAAUGGAGGGAAGAAAGCAAACUGGGUCGUCGUCUUCUUCCUUCACUUCUGAGCUUUUCGGAUCGAAGGAGUCAUCUGCUUCUCCUGGGAUUUUUGGGGCCAUAUUUGCGCCUCCCUCCAAGGAUUUGGUGUUAGGGAGGGAAUCUGUGCAUUCAGAAUUCACUGGGAAAAAGCUCUCGGAUGAACCAUUGCACUUCACGCCCGGAGAUCAGCCAGAUGGUGCCUCUAAAGAGAGCGAAGGUGAGAGUAAGAGCAUAUCAAAUAAGGACAUAAUAAACUCCAUCUAUAGGGAUCAGAGAGUGCAACAACCUUGCCAUCUCAGUUCGUCAAUCUAUUAUGGUGGCCAAGAUAUUUAUUCUUACUCCCAGAGUAACCAGAGCCCUGAAUAUAACUCUACGUACAAGAAAGAUGGGACCGAGGAUGAUUCGGGAAGUGCUUGUAGAGGAAACUGGUGGCAAGGUUCCCUCUAUUAUUAAGUGCUCCUUUGCCGAGGCUUAUGCUCGUCAAGAUAUAUAGGAAGGAAAUAGGGUAGCAGCAGGUGGUUGUGGACAGCUGGUUUGUUUUCCUCAAGACC